AUGGAAAGUGCGCGGGCAGCGGUCAGGCCGGCUGAGGGCGGCUCUUCCACAGCGGGCGUGUGGAAAUCCAGCACGACCGAAAGCAGCAAGCCGAAGAAGCCCGGCGGCCCCUCGCCGAGUCCGGGAGUGGACGACGGCGGAGGCGGAGGCGGCGGCGGCGGUGGCGGUGGCGGUGAGUCGAAGCCCGAGGUUGCCCGUAUGGACGCUCUGAAAGGCGGCCAGCGGUCUCCUCCGGCCGCCGAGCUGAACAAACCCGCCCUGAAAGCUGCCAAAAACGGCCGCGGGGGUCCAAACACCAGCUCCAGCACCAGCACCAGCUCACUGCUUCUGAAAAGGCGGCGUCUGAAGAGGAACCUGUCAGCCGCCUCGGCCUCGACCAAGCUGAGCUCGGCCGCGGUGCCCUCCUCAUCGUCCUCCUCCUCUUCUUCAUCCUCAUCCUCCUCCUCUUCCUUGCACACCCGCAGCCUGGACAGGAAGGCCCUGCUGAGGCACCGGCAGGCCGCCGCCGUCCAGCUGCAGCCGUCUGACCGCCAGUGGGUCCGGGCCGACCUGCACCGGGGCGCCGUGCAUGUGCACGACCGGUCCUGGGACAGGUCCAGCCCCAGGCCCGUCCUGUGCACGCUGGAGACCACGGCGGGCGAGAUCGCCCAGCGUCUGAGCCAGACGGGCAGCAAGCUGGCGUCGGUGGUCCGGGUUAUCGGGGGAGGCCGGGGUGGUGACCACCAGAGCCGCUUUGAGCACCUGAGGCCAGAGAGCGACCGGCUCCACCUGUUCCUGUUCGAGAAGGACGAGAGCGACGGACGGCCCGAAGACUUCGGCCUCUACUCGCCCGAAGUGUCCAUCACGGCCAGCCCCUUGUCGCCCAAUGGCAACAGCGAGGGGUCGGUGCAGAGCUUGGGCUCCGCACAGUCCCGGCUGGCCGAGCACCGAGACUCUUUGAGCGACGACAUGAUCCUGGGCACGGACGCGUCCGCCCUGAGCCCGCCCUUCGAGGGCCCGGACGCCUACGGAAGCUCAUCGGACGAGCUGGAGCUGGACGGGCCUGCGCCUGGAGACCCCAGCGACUCUGUGACCCAGGACUCGACCAUUUUAACGGACAGGACGGACAUGAACGGGAGCAGGCUGGAGCCGCUGAGCCCGGCCCCUGUCCCGCCUGGAUCUGGUCCCGGCUCUCCGGGCCCGUCUGAGCGCCUCUGUUCGCGGCCCGAGGCCUCGGAGGCGGAGGAUCGCAACACUUCGCCGGCACUUUACGUGCAGCUCCACGGUGAGGCGGCCCGGCGCCUGGCCCGGGACGAGAGGCCCCUGCAGAUCCAGAACGAGUUCCUCUUCAAACUGGGAUUUAAGGACCCGUGGAGAGUGCAGGAGGAAGGGAUGAACACCGAGCUCGGCUCACUGCUGCGCUUCUACGCAGGAAAGCCUCACAACAUUGAGAGUUCGGAGCGCGUGCAGCUGUCGGGGACGUAUAACGUGCGCAAAGGCAAACUGCAGCUGCCCGUCAACCGUUGGAGCCGCCGGCAGGUCAUCCUGUGUGGUACCUGCCUGAUGGUGUCAUCUGUUAAAGCCAGUCAUGUGGGCAAGAUGCACAUCCUGCCCCUCAUCGGGGGAAAGGUAGAGGAGGUGAAGAAACACAGCCACUGUUUGGCCUUCAGCUCGGCCGGGCCUCAGAGUCAGACGUACUACAUCAGCUUCGACAGCUUCACUGAGCAUCUUCGCUGGCACCGUCACGCAGCCAAGAUGGUGUCUCAGAGGAUCAGCUCUGUGGAUCUGUCCUACUGUAGUUUGGAGAAACUGCCCCCCAAUCUGCUCUACAGCCAAGACCUCACGCACCUCAAUCUCAAGCACAACUUCCUCCCUGCUGACCACUCGCUGCAGCAGCUCCACAGGUUCACCCGGUUGCGGAGUCUGAACCUCUCCAAUAAUCAGCUGGGUGUUUUCCCUCUGGCUCUGAGCUCCAUGUCCACCCUCACUGAGCUCAACCUCAGCUGUAACUGCCUCAGCAGCCUGCACCCCAGCGUCGGACUCAUGAACAAUCUGCAGACGUUCCUCCUGGACGGUAAUCGGCUGUCGUCUUUGCCGGCUGAGCUAGGCUCUCUGCAGCGGCUGGCCUACCUCGGCCUCUCCUUUAACGAGUUCAGCGAGGUGCCGCAGGUCCUGGAGCGUCUGCCCUCUGUGGAGAGGCUGUGUAUGGCAGGAAACAGACUGCAGACCCUCACCCUGCAGGCCUUCCGCCUGCUGCCCGUUAAAUACAUCGACCUCCGGCUGAACCAGAUAUCCAGCAUAGUUCCGGAUGAGCCAGACUUCCUGCGGCAUGUGACCCAGAUGGACGUGCGGGACAACCGGCUGAGUGAGCUGGACGCCUCGCUCUUCCCCCGGCUGGAGGUGCUGCACUGUCAGAGGAACCGAAUCGGCCGCCUGCGGCUCCGAGGCUGCACGCUAAAGGCCCUUCACGCCUCCAACAACGAGCUCCGCGAACUGGAAGUGAGCCCAGCAGCCUCCAACCUCACCUAUAUGGACGUCUCAAGGAAUCGUCUGGAGGCGCUGCCGGACUGGCUGAGUGAGAGUAAGAAGCUGGAGGUGCUGGACGUCAGUCACAACUGCAUUAGUGAACUGCCCCAGUGGUUGUUCUGCAGUAGCAGUCUGAGGAAGGUUCUGGCGGGUCAUAACCGUCUGCAGCGUUUGCCUGAUCGAGUGGACAGGCCUGUGGUCGAGGUUCUGGACGUCCAGCACAACCAGCUGGUGGAGCUGCCCUGCAACCUCUUCCUCAAGUCAGACAGUUUAAGGUGCCUAAAUGCCUCAGCCAAUAAACUGGAGAGCCUGCCGCCCUCCAGCCUAUCAGAGGAGAGCAGCAGUAUUCUUCAGGAGCUGUACUUGACCAAUAACCACCUCACCGACAAGUGUGUGCCUCUAUUGACCGGACACACACACCUGAGGAUACUGCACAUCGCGUACAACCACCUGCAGACCUUCCCAGCCAGUAAAAUGGCGAAGCUGGAGGAGCUGGAGGAGGUGGACCUGAGUGGGAACAGGCUAAAGGCAGUGCCCACCACCAUCCUGAACUGCAGGCGCAUGCACACGCUCAUCGCUCACUCCAACGCCAUCGAGGUGUUCCCAGAGGUCAUGCAGCUCAUGGACAUGAAGUGUGUGGAUCUGAGCUGUAAUGAGCUGAUGGAGAUCACGCUGCCUGAGAAUCUGCCUCCGAAGCUGCAAGAGCUCGACCUUACAGGAAACCCCCGACUCAACCUGGACCACAAAACCCUCGAGCAGCUCAACAACAUCCGCUGUUUCCGGAUCGACCCGCCACUGACUUCAUUCUCAGUCAGUGAGGCUGCAGGGGGUCCGGCUGUGUGGAGCCACGGAUACACGGAGGCUUCAGGAGUGAAGAACAAACUGUGUGUUGCAGCGCUGUCAGUGAGCAGUUUCUGUGGGAGUCGAGAAGCUCUGUACGGAGUGUUCGAUGGAGACAGGAACGUGGAGGUGCCUUAUCUGCUGCAGUGCACCAUGAACGACAUACUGGCCGAGGAGCUACACAGAACCAAGAGCGAGGAAGACUACAUGACCAACACCUUCCUCGUCAUGCAGAGGAAGUUGGGCACAGCUGGUCAAAAACUAGGUGGCUCGGCGGUCCUCUGCCACAUACGGCACGACCCCACAGAUCCAACAGGCUGCUUCACGCUAACAGCUGCCAACGUGGGCAAGUGCCAGGCGGUGCUGUGUCGUGAUGGCAAAGCAUUGCCGCUUUCGCUGCUGCACAACAUCGGCCUGGAGGAGGAAUACAGUCGUGUCCGGCAGCACAAGGCCAUCAUCACUGAGGACAACAAAGUGAACGGCGUGACAGACUCCACUCGCAUCAUGGGCUACUCCUUCCUGUAUCCUGCUGUACUCCCUCGACCGUAUGUGCACACGCUCACGCUAACUCCCCGGGAUGAGUUCUUCAUCCUGGGCAGCCGUGGCCUGUUCGAAGCGCUGGACCCAGACGAAGCAGUGGAGGCGGUACGUAAGGUUCCGGACGCUCUGGCCGCUGCCAAGAAGCUAUGCACUCUGGCACAGGCGUAUGGCUGCACAGACAGCCUGAGUGCCGUGGUAGUGCAACUGAGCGUGGCCGAGGAUUGCUGCUGCUGCUGCUGUUCCUCUGCUGCUCCUCAGCCGCCUCCAAGCCCUGGACCGGGCCUUUACCCGCCCUCUUCUUCCGCGGGUGUGCCACCAUCCUCCUGCAGUGAGAUCAGCUCAGAGGUCAGCGCCUCAGAGAUGAGCUCAGAAGUGGGUUCUACCGCUUCCUCAGAUGAACCACAGAUCCUGCUCCAAGAGGCCCACCUGCACCUCCACCAGCAGACCCACCAGGCUCUGCAGCCAAACCCGAAUACCCGCCUCCUCCCCUGCUGCUCUCUCCACCCAGCCUCCUCCGUCACGGCGGGUGCCACCUCAUGCACAGUGGCAACCUCCAUCAUGGCAGCGGCAAGCUCUUUCCAGCGGCAGCUGUCCAGCGCAACCUUCUCCAGCGCACUUUCUGAUAACGGCCUGGACAGCGAGGACGAGGAACCCAUUGCUGGAGUCUUUUCCAACGGCAGCCGAGUGGAAGUAGAGGCUGAUAUCCACUGUUUGCACCUCCUGCAACCUCCUCCUCCACCCCCUCCUCCACCAUCCACCCCUGAGGCUCCUGAAGAGGCUGGUCCCAUUGACCUGGUAGCAGAGACGGCAGCACCAGCCAUUGCUACCAGCAAUCAGCAAGUUGAGAAAGUGGGCAACCCUGGGAUAACCACCGAAGUUCCAAGCAAAACCCUUGGGGGGAAGAGGAGAGGGAACGGCUCGGUGGCACCUCAGGAAAGGAGCCAUAACCUUAUAGAGGUGGCCGCCGAUGAGCCCUCUAAAAAGUCCGGGGGAUACUUCACGGCACCUGCACAGCCCGACCCAGAUGACCAGUUCAUCAUCCCACCCGAGCUGGAGGAGGAGGUGAAGGAGAUCAUGAAGCAGCAUCAGCAGGAGCAGCAAAGGCCCGCCAAGAGCGACCAGCCCACCGACUAUUAUGAUACACCACUCUAAUAAAAUACAUAUACUUGCACCGUAGAGCAGGGAUCAUCACUUCUGGUCCUGGGGGAUGUAGUCCAUCACAGUUAUGUAAUUUCCUGAUUCAAUGCAUCAGGUUUAGUAGGUGUGAUUAUGCAGGGAUGUCACCAAACCGUGCUGGACUCCCAUGGUCUUAAAGAUAAAGGUGCCUAAAAGGGUUCUUCGUAGCAAUGCCAUGGAACUACUUUUGAUUUCCUAAAGAACCUGUCAGUGGAUGGAAAACUAUUUUUGAUUGAGAUAUGCAAACCUGACAAACCUUUGUAAAGCUCAAAGAACCUCCUCAAAAUGUAACCAGUUAAAGGUUUUUCCUAGAUCUACAUGACCAAGUCAAGAACCAUUUUGGAACCUUUAUUUUUAAGUGUGCAUGAAUGAAAUUGAUUUGCAACCUUGUCCUCAGGAAACCUCAGACGGUCUACAUUUUGCUGCAUCUCAGCUCCCAGCACACCUGUACCAGAAGUUCAGUCCUUGAUUUCUUGUUUCCGAUGUGUUGGAUUCUGAGAGAGAAAGGACAAUCUGUGGACCAGUUGUCACCAACUCUGUUCCUGGAGAUCUGCCUUCCCACAGACUUUUGCUCCAACAACUGUCGAACCCAACUGAUCUCUUUAAUUCAGUGGUAUCCACAAAGGGCAGACGUGGCUCCAGGUUUUUAUUCUAAAUAAACAGGAGCACAGCUGACUCUUCUUGUUUAAUUAAUUGGUAAGUCUUCAAACAACUGAUCAGAUGUGGUCCUGCUGUGUUGGAAUGAAAACCUGCAGCCACACCAGCCCUUUGCUGAUAAGAUUGGACACCCCUGAUCUGAUUAUUGCCUUCAGAAGUCUUUGUAAGCUGAAAGAGGUGUGUUAGAUUUGAGAUCUAACACAACAGAUCUAACACAGUGAAAUCUGAAUUAAGGUAGAUCUCCAUAAGUAGGGUUGGUAACCUGCUGUGGACCAUCUCGGGGUGCCCAAGGAGUGGAUUGGAAACCAUUCCCAUAGAGCAGUGUUUCUCAGCUCAGUCCUGAGGAUCCACUGCCUUGUAUGGUGUCAAAGUGUUGAUGAUUACCUGAUGAGCAGGAUCAAGUGUGCUGGGACAGCGAAAACAUGACAAGACAGUGCAAGACAGUGGAUCUCCAGGACAAGGUCUGCCCUAGUGCAGAGUUACGCAUUACCAUUCUUGGUGCAUCUCUGUUUUCCCUGUGACCAACCUGAGUACACAAAAGGUGAAAUAAUUAGCCAGUAAGCUAAAAGGGGAAGAUCGUUAAAUUGUGCAGUACAGGUGUCCAAGAGGACUGGGAUUUGCGUUUGUAUAAAGGCCUGCUCCUUGACCUUUGCCACAGUGUCUACAACCAGUGGUCAUCAACUCUGCUCCUGAAGAGCUACCUUCCUCCAGAAAUUAGCUCCAACCCUAAUCCGCCCACCUGAUCCAUCUAAUUAUUGCCUUCAGAAGUUCUCGAGUAGCUGAAUGAGGUGUGUUAGAUUCGGGUUGAAGGUAAAGGGUAGAUCUCCAGGAGGACUGUUGGUGACCACUGGUUUAAGUAUUUGUUUUAGGAUUGGAACAGCACCCCCUUAGUUCACUAACAAGCUCUUUUCCUUAAAGGAGUUUUGGCAGAAAAUCUUAAUUUACACAGUUUUUCCACUCAACACAGACGUAGUCGAUCAGCCAAGAUAGUUUCAUGUCCACAUUUUGCUUUUUUAGCUUAGCUCUGGAGCUACAAAGUUGCCAACAAACUCUAGAGGUCUGUAGUCACCCAGAUCCUUUCUGUAAAUACAUCCCCUGAACUUCUCUAAACCGUCUCAUAACUCAUCCAGGUCUUCGGUUUAGGACAUAGUAUGACUUGCUGUGAGUUAUUAUAAUAUACAGAACUUCACCUUGUAGCCAAAUGCUGCAGUCAGCCAGUUUAGGAAGAAGGCGUUUUGUUUCCCACACAGAACCUGACUUCCCUCCAAGUUUAAGACCGUUGCACUAAAUAACGUUCAUGAUUUUGUUUAUUCUGUUUAGAAAUACAUAUAUAUAUAUAUAUAUAUAUAUAUAUAUAUAUAUAUAUAUAUAUAUAGCUUCAAAUAUAAAAUUCAAGAUUUAACAGUAAUUUUAACAUUUAAGCAACAAGCAACAGAAAUUAUGUAGGUAAUCUAGAUAGAAGUUUUUGGGAUAUAUUUGCAGAAAAUAUUUGGGUGACUAUUGCUUUUUAGUGUUAGCAACAUUAGCCUCGCAGCUCCAGUUUAAACUAAACAAGCAGAAUUUGGACACUGUAAUUAAAAGUAAAAGUACGGGUUAAAAGUACGGUUGUGUAAUUUUUUGCCAAACCAUUCCUGCAACAGACGGAAGGAGAUCUGCUUAGUGAUGUCAGGUGUCGUGGUAUAUGGUUUGAAUCCAGUAGACAUGGUGGCCCUUUAUGGAAUCAAACCAAGUACUGAUGAUGUGGAAUAUGAUCAGUAUAAUCGAAUAUACCCACAAACGCAUCUUUGGAGAGGAGCUAACCGAGACAUUUUAACCUUAAACAGUCUGCAGUACAUACAGUGGCGUCCGGCAUCUUCAAGCACAUGUGAAAGACGCCAUUGGGCUGCUGCGCCAUACAUCCGCACGACCGCGGCAACGACCCCGAUUCCUGCAAGCCGACGAAUAGGAACUUACAUCAGCCAAUCCCUUUAAGAGACUUCAGCCCUGCCCUGCACACUACUUUGUGCCACACCCCUUUAAGAGCUCAAGCAGUUCACUACUGAUUUACUGACUGUUUAGCAUUUAUUUACAUAAAGAAACAGUAUCUAUAGAAUUCAACACUAGUCUUGCAAUGUUAACGCAUUACCACACGACAAAAUUACGGAUUUUGUGAUUUCCUGUUUUUUAUUUUGAACUUACCAUAUCUUUUUUUUAUGUGUGGAAAUGCUGCAAGAGACUUCUAAAAGAAAUGAUUUGGAAAAGAAGAAAAGAAAUGCUCAGAAUCGUUUUGUUUGAAAUGGAUGGUGAUGUGUAGUACACACCGAUAAUACCACGCUUAUCUGUUGUAGAUAGGGCACUUAUGUAAGACUGUAUUUCUUCACUAAAUCAAGGCUUCAGGCCUGUAAAAAAUAGAAAUUUAGUAGUAAUUUGGAAAGACUAACUCCUAGGAGUUGCUUACUCUUUUAUGGUGACCUAGUCACUUUUUUACUAAUCUUCUCUGCGAGAAAUGGU
This is a messenger RNA of Colossoma macropomum (tambaqui), 8208 nucleotides long. RefSeq names its product PH domain and leucine rich repeat protein phosphatase 1 (gene phlpp1). The record is from RefSeq and is a predicted model, not a curated record. Bases 1 to 5037 code for a protein of 1678 amino acids. NCBI's taxonomy places the organism in Eukaryota, Metazoa, Chordata, Actinopteri, Characiformes, Serrasalmidae. The transcript has 17 exons. Gene Ontology annotation, molecular function: protein binding.